GUUUGGCCAAUGACUGAGUCUUCCCCCUCCAGUGUCAAUUCAAUUCGUGACAUGAAGUCUAACAAAAGCAAAUGUUUGGUCUUCUCUGUCUGCUGAAUGAAACCAGAAAAUGGCGAAAGUUGUGAACUUGGAACUAGAUGACGUUCAGGACAGUUCAAGCCGCUAUGAAGUCCUGGCCUGGCUUAAUAAUAAACUACAAACUAAGUUUACUAAAAUCGAAGAGAUAUGCUCAGGAGCGUGUUUUUGCCAGCUGAUGGACUGGCUCUUCCCAGGGUCCAUCGACAUGAACAAAGUGAUGUAUCAGUGUCAGACUAAAGCAGACUUUCGCCACAACUAUGGUCUUCUGCAGACAGGAUUCAAAAAAAUGGGUGUCAAAAAAUAUAUCCCAGUGGAAGAGCUUAUUAAAGGGAAAUUCAGGUCUAAUUUUACCUUUCUGAAGUGGUUCCGGAGCUUUUUUAAAGCUAACUUGAUUAGGCAGGAGUAUGACCCACUGAAGGCACGUAAUGGGCAGGAGAUUCAAAAUACACCAACCAAUCUUCGGUCUCAAAUAAGAACAAAGUCACCAAGAAACCUCAAUACCUCCGGAAAAGAAAAGGAAGAUUCCGACUCAGAUGUGGAUGUCCCUGAUAAAAGGUCUAUCACUUAUGACCCCCAGUGGGAGGAAACCUUUAACUGGGUCAAGCCAAGCACUCUGGGAAAUGUCUAUGCAUACUGUACAAUCUGUGACAUAAAUUUUACUGUGUUACACUCAGGCUUGCAUGAUUUAAAACACCACCAGCAGUGUAAAAAACACAAAAUGCAACUUAAGACAUUUAGAAAAGGUAACCAGGUUAGUGAUUUAGCUUGUAGUGAACUCAUGCUGCGCUUUAUUCAAACCUACUGUCUGCCUACUCACAGUAGGAAGGCCUCACAGCAUGCAACCAGGCAUGUUCUUGGAUUACAGUACCCAAAAGACAUUUCUACUGCUGCUAAGCAGGUCCCUUACUGCGUCUACCUUUAUGGAAAAGUGCCACUAGGUGAUAAGAGUGAGGAAGAGGACUACAGCUGUGUAGUACUUCUGGGAUUCUUUGAUGAAAAGGCUGAAAAACAUCGCAUAAGGAUUCUAGACAUUUUUCAGCGUGUAGACAAGGAUGAUGCUAUCAUUGAGUCUUUAGCGGAUAUCUUGAAAAGAUUUGAGUUACCUCUGAGCCACAUGGCAGCUUUCUAUGUUGAUGACCUAGAUGAGAUGUCUGGGAAGUUAUCCCUGAAAUUGAAGAAUCUCAAUCCAAAAGCAGUGGCUCUUGGUGGUCUUUAUAUCUUGGCAGACUCAGCCUGCAAUGCUGGAGUAAAGGCCUUUUCUGACAAGGUUCAACAGCUUAUUGUUAAUGUUUAUGAGCACUGUUCUACUUGCUGCACUAAAAAUGACAAUCUUAAGGGAUUGUUUGGUGGUGUUUGUGGCCUUGUUGGCUCUGUCCACUCUCUCUUCCAAAACAGCAAAAACUUUUGUAUCCUCAUUAACAAGAUGCUUGAAAUGUGGACAAACUUGACCUUAUAUUUUAGUUCUUGCAGUGAAAAUGAUGACAUGGCUAAACACAUUUGCUCUCAACUGAAGGAUCCCAAACUCAGGAUCGCCUUUAUGUUCUUGGACCAUGCUCUUGGACCACUUAAAAAUUUUAAUGAUCGUCUGGAAAGACGUGAGGGUUGUGCUCGUGCAGACCUUGUUCAGAUCCUACGAGAAGCAAGUGGUCUGCUUCGCUCCUAUGCCGCGACUUUUCUCUAUCCUCAGGCUGUGGUACGUUUUCUGAAAGAGCGAGACCCAGCAAUCUUCGAAGACCCAAAACUGCACCUACCUAGCAAUGAAAUGAGCUUUGGUGGGGAUUCAGUGGAGAAGUUUCUAUCUGAGAGCGAAGCAGAGCUGACUGACUUCCUGAAUGCCUUUCAGGAUGAUUGUAUGGCUUUUUAUAAGGCACUUACAGCUUCCAUUGCUAAGGGGCUACCUUUAAGUGAUGGUAUCCUGAGGAGUAUGUCUCAACUUCUAAGCCCAGAGGGACGGUUGAAGGUCACAAGCAAAAGUAUUUUAGACCUUGGUGAACAGUUUGGGCUUUCAGCCAACCUAUCACAGCUCAAAGAUGAGUUUCUAGAAUACCAGCUUAAUGAGGAAGUACAUGGUGAGGACAGUGAGAAUAAACAUGUAGAAGGUCCGUCAGAUUGUGUUCCUAGUCCUUCCUUGGAGCAUCAUUGGAGUUCUUUCCUCAAGACCACUGCAAAAACAUCUGUCUUCCGGAAACUGGUUCUUAGUCUUUUAGCUUUGCCCUGUCCACCUCUUGAAGCUGAGAAAGUCUUUGCUCAGGCAGUAGAGAAUGGGGACAUUGGUCAGUUAAAUGACCAUUUUGGAGACAGUGAUUCUGAUAACCUUAAAGAAUUGGAUUCGACCAAUGAUGGUUCAUCUUCAGAAGUCUCCAGCAGUAGGACAACACCUGACCGAAAUAGAAGGAAAAAGAAACCAUCAAAAAUGAGUGACCUUUCAGUCUCAUUGAAGAAUUGCACGGUGCGACUGCAGAAGAUUACCAAUAAGACAGUGAUGAAAAUAAACAAGGAUGGUGGCCAUGUCUUUACUGAAGAUGACAUUGUCUGGACUAAUGAGACAAAAAGUGAUGAAAGCCCAACUGUAUCAAGCAUCACUACACCAAGUCCCAGGCCUGGAAAGAGAGGUCAAGUGUACCAGGAUGGAAAGCGUUUUGGUGUUGGAGAGCUGGUAUGGGGGAAAAUUAAAGGACACUCAUGGUGGCCAGGUAUUGUGGUGGCCUGGAAGACAAAAACGUCUCCCCAACUUAUAAGAUGUGUGGAAUGGUUUGGGGAUGGCAUGUACUCAGAGAUUUACACAAAGUGGCUUUUACCUUUUGCAGCAUUUGCAAAGUGCUUUUGCAAGAAAUCAUUUGCCAGUCUUCCCACUUACAAAGAUGCAAUUUACCAAGUUCUUGAGUUCGCAGGUGAGCGUUGCUCAAAAACAUUUGCAUCUUCGGGCAACAAACAAGAAGAAACAAAGGCCAUGAUAGACUGGGCUUUGGGGGGCUUUCAACCCACGGGCCCUGGAGGUUUUGCACCUCCAAACAAUUGUGCUUCAUCUGUUAAUCCUAAGGCUGAGUCUUCAGACUCCUCCGUAUCUGAUUAUCAACCUCCAGCCAAAAGAAAAUAUGUUCAUAAAGGCAGACCAUCUGCAACUCAGGAGUACACAAAAGAUCAAAUGGUUCAUGACGUUUCAGUUCAAGGAAAAAACAUUGAAGAUUACUGCCUCUCAUGCGGCUCUGCAAACAUUGAGAUUUUCCAUCCACUCUUUGAAGGGGGCCUCUGUUUGAAAUGCAAGGAGAAUUUUACAGAGACUCUAUACAGAUAUGAUGAAGAUGGAUAUCAGUCUUAUUGCACUAUCUGCUGUGCUGGACUGGAAGUUAUUCUGUGUGGCAAUGCCAGCUGCUGCAGGUGUUACUGUAAGGACUGUAUUAAUAUACUGGUUGGACCAGGGACAUUUGAAAAGUUGAUAGAUGUAGAUCCAUGGAGCUGCUACAUUUGCCUGCCCCCUAAGAAAUAUGGUGUGCUGAAGCUCAGACCAGACUGGAGUGUGCGUGUUCAGGAGUUCUUUGCCAAUAACAGUGCCCUUGAAUUUGAACCACACAGAGUUUACCCCUCAAUUCCCGCUCACAAACGCCGUCCUAUCAGGGUUUUGUCCCUCUUUGAUGGAAUUGCUACAGGUCAGUUUCUGGGUUUUGCUUUGAUAAAAACCAGAAAUAGAGAUAAAACAAAACAGAAACAUAAUUAUAAUAUGUCUGUUUCGAUAGGCUACCUUGUUUUGAAAGAUUUAGGCUUCAAGGUAGAACGUUACAUUGCUUCUGAGAUCUGUGAAGACUCCAUCGCUGUAGGAAUGGUCAAACAUGAAGGAAAAAUUGAAUAUGUCAAUGAUGUGCGUACCAUCACCAGGAAACAUUUGGCAGAAUGGGGACCAUUUGACCUUCUGAUUGGUGGCAGUCCCUGUAAUGACCUAUCCAUAGUAAACCCUGCCAGAAAGGGUCUUUUUGAGGGCACAGGCCGCCUGUUCUUUGAGUAUUACCGCAUGCUAACCAUGAUGAGGCCAAAAGAAGAUGACAAUCGACCGUUCUUUUGGCUUUUCGAGAAUGUUGUGGCCAUGAGUGCGCAUGAUAAAGCUGACAUUUGUCGAUUUUUGGAGUGUAAUCCUAUCAUGAUCGAUGCUGUAAAAGUGAGUCCGGCCCACAGAGCACGCUACUUCUGGGGCAACCUACCUGGAAUGAACAGACCAGUGGCGAUAUCAUCUAGUGACACAGUAGAUCUGCAGGACUGCCUGGAAUCCGGUCGGGUCGCCCAGUUUAAUAAAGUACGCACCAUCACAACAAAAUCUAAUUCUAUUAAGCAAGGGAAAACGGGGCCUCUUCCUGUUACCAUGAAUGGGAAAGAGGAUUACCUGUGGUGUACAGAGAUGGAAAGGGUGUUUGGCUUCCCUAAACAUUACACUGAUGUAAACAACAUGUGUCGAGGCCAGCGACAGAAGGUUCUUGGGCGUUCCUGGAGUGUUCCUGUGAUUCGUCACUUAUUUGCACCACUAAAGGAUUACUUUGCAUGCGAGUCUUAGUUAUCCUUUAAUAACUAUCAUCUUAACGACCUUGAUAUUUAAAAGGAUAAGAAGAAUAACAUUGCGGCAUUUUCUACCUACAACCCUAAAGUCUAUGUUUCUUAAAAAUUUUUUAUUAAUGAAUUUAUUAGUGUUUUGCAAACUUCGACCUCAAGGAAAAUCUGUUUUAUGACACUUUUAAAGUCAUUUUAAAGUCACCUGAUCACUUUGUCAGCUUGAUCGUGGUCAGAACGCACAGACACUUUUUGGUUCUUUGUAUUUUAUACAUCUUUUGUACUGUUGAUCUAGUUUGGUUUAGACUGCCUUUUUAGACUGUCAUAAUUACAAUGACGUGCUAAAGAGCCACUGAAACCCCACUCCACUACCUCAGUUAUAAUCUGUGACUGGUGCAUUGUCUGGAAAAAAUACUGUUUACCUAUUUAUCUGUUAAUGAAUGACAGAGAAUUGGGCUCAGGCACUCUUAAUGUUACACAGGCUUAUCGGGUCAGACGUUUUUAUAACUACUCAUUAGGAUGGUCAUUUUAACUCAUGUAAUCAUGUACAGUCAUUUUCUUUUAAUUCUGUGUUUUUGUGUAAAAACAUCAUCAGAGCGGGCCUUAGUAUUAGGCAGAAACAUUGUGCCAUAAUUUAUUUAACAAAAAUGCAAAAAGAAAAAAAAAACUUGCCGGCAAAAAUUACUGCUUCCAUAGGAUUUAAGACGGUAAAGUUCAUAUGGGGUUAUAUUUUUCUAAUACUAAGACCCACUAUGAUCAGAUAAUUUUAAUUUAAAGAAUUUAAAGAGGGGGUACUAACUUUUGAGCAUGUCCCUAUCUUCAAGAAACUUUUAUUUUUCUUCCUCGGUUUACAUAUUACUUUUACACUACCCAUACUGGUUCUCUUGACAAUGUUUAAUGUAAUCAUGUGAUAUAUUUUUAUAGUACAAAUCCAUAAGGAGAUUAGAAUACAAAAGAAAUCUAACUGAAAAAUGAAUAAGCAGCAACUUGCUCAUGUUGACAGCUUUACUUUUGAGCUUCUGGUGCUGAUAUCGUUUUUAUUAAGACUUCUUAGAAUAUAAAGCUGAAGAAAAGGCAACUUCCUUUUAUAACAUAAGUGCCUACAAGAGGACUGUUAGUUCGUGACGGUAUUUUGAACAUGACUACUCCUAUUCCUUAAUAUAUUUUAACACAACUACCAUUACCGUUUCAUUUUAAAUCAGGUCACAUCAACAUUUUAUGUUUUGUUCACAUUUAAAAUUGACGGAAUAAAAAAUAUAGAAGUAAUGUUCUAGGCCUAUAGGUAAAUAAAUUUAUCCAGGACAGAUCAAGGUGCUAACAAUGCAGCAUUUUCUUGGUGCAUGGUGCUUAUAAUGUAGAAGUUGUAAAAUUAGUAUUUAUUCUGUAUACAUAAAUAUGCUAAUCAUUUGCUGUUUCCUAGCCUUUCAAUUAAAUCAGAGCAGUGCUUCAUAAUGCAGUGGUCACAUCGGUUGUGAAAUCUGAAAUGGUGAUAAAGUGCAUGUAUAUGGAAGCAUUUUAGGAUGCAUAGUCUGACUGGCUGAAUGCUUUAGAAUUUCAAGUACAUAAUUCAUGUAGGGUAUGUGAAAUGUCUUAAUGUUUCUUUUUGUAGCAUAGCAAAUGUUAGCGUAUCAGGAGAAUUUACUUAAGCUAAACAUUUUACAGCAGCAGGUUUUUUUAUCUAUUUUAGAAAAUAACUUUAUUGUUUUAUUAUUCUUAUUAUUAUUGACCAAACAUUGGUGCUCUAGUCUUUGUGGUGCUAUAGUCUUUCUAAUUAUUUUCUUUAUGUUUUGAGAGUGAUUUAAGUUUUGUUUUCUUGAACUUUUCUAUGGAGUCAUUAUGUUAACAAUUUAUUUCUGUGUUCAGUGAUCAUUGUUGUAGAAGCUCAGAAUUGUCUCCUAAGUGUCGAACAUGAAAGCCAUGUAAGAUAAGUCACAACUUAUAAACAGGGCCAAGUAAAAAGGUUUUUUAUCUUGUAACCUGGUGCUACACUAAGCUUGGAUGACAUGUGAUGUAACUGACAAAUAUACUGUUUAAUGUGAUUCUGCUUUGUUUUUGUUUUUUAACAUUGUAGAAAUAAAGACCUUGUUAUCUUUUGGA
Messenger RNA from Clarias gariepinus (North African catfish), 6708 nucleotides. RefSeq names its product DNA (cytosine-5-)-methyltransferase 3 beta, duplicate a (gene dnmt3ba). Gene Ontology annotation, cellular component: nucleus. The record is from RefSeq and is a predicted model, not a curated record. Gene Ontology annotation, biological process: negative regulation of transcription by RNA polymerase II. NCBI's taxonomy places the organism in Eukaryota, Metazoa, Chordata, Actinopteri, Siluriformes, Clariidae. The transcript has 24 exons. Bases 110 to 4618 code for a protein of 1502 amino acids. Gene Ontology annotation, molecular function: DNA (cytosine-5-)-methyltransferase activity, acting on CpG substrates; DNA binding; protein binding.